AAGAUGGCUGUGAGACUCGCCGCCUUCCUCAAGAAUGCCUGGGCCAAGGAGCCGGUGCUGGUCGCGUCCUUCACUAUCGCGGGCCUUGCUAUAAUUCUGCCCAUCCUCAGCCCUUACACCAAGUACUCCAUCAUGAUCAACAAGGCGACACCCUACACCUACCCAGUGCCCCUCCGAGAUGACGGGAAUAUGUCCGAUGUGCCCAGCCACCCCCAGGACCCCCAGGGCCCAAGCCUGGAGUGGCUGAAGAAACUGUGAUCACCUCCGUUGACAGGGAGGAGAUCCCCUCCCCUGUGGCCCCCAAC
Messenger RNA from Equus quagga, 305 nucleotides. Its product is annotated as NADH dehydrogenase [ubiquinone] 1 alpha subcomplex subunit 3. Bases 4 to 258 code for a protein of 84 amino acids. NCBI's taxonomy places the organism in Eukaryota, Metazoa, Chordata, Mammalia, Perissodactyla, Equidae. Gene Ontology annotation, cellular component: mitochondrial inner membrane. The transcript has a single exon. The record is from RefSeq and is a predicted model, not a curated record.